AUGCGACUUGUUCGGGUGGCGACUUGUAACCUGAACCAGUGGUCACUGGAUUUUGCUGGUAACCUGGAGCGAAUAUGCUGCUCGAUUGCUCGGGCCAGAGAGGCUGGAGCACGCUACCGUCUCGGUCCAGAACUAGAAGUCAGUGGCUACGGGUGCGAGGAUCACUUUCUGGAGCCGGACACUUUCGUCCAUAGCUGGGAGGUUAUUGCGGAGAUCAUCGCGAGAGGCUACACAGAUGACAUCCUGGUCGACCUGGGUGCACCUGUUCUCCACCGACACGUAGCCUACAACUGUCGUGUGCUGCUCCUGAACCGCAGGAUCCUUCUGAUUCGACCCAAGCUCGCUCUAGCAGACGACGGGAACUAUCGAGAGUCUCGCUGGUUUACAGCAUGGCCGGCCAAUGGUAGACGAGCACUUGAAAAGUACCCGCUCCCAGACUGUGUUCGUCAAGUCGCAGCUGGUGCGCAAGCGGAAACGCUCUUCGGCGAAGCGUUGCUCGAUAUCGGCGGCGUGGUUGUCGCCAGCGAGACCUGUGAAGAGCUCUUCACCCCGGACGCUCCUCAUAUACGCUACAGCCUCAAUGGCUGUGAUAUCAUCGGUAAUGGGAGUGGGUCGCAUCACAACCUGCGGAAACUAAACCAACGUAUCGAUCUGUUGCGAAGUGCAACGGCUAAAGGCGGCGGUGCCUACCUCUACGCCAACCAGCAGGGUUGCGAUGGUGGACGGCUCUACUACGAUGGAUGUGCACUUAUAUGUAUCAACGGUGAGAUUGUUGCCCAAGCGUCACAGUUCUCAAUCGCUGAUGAAGUUGAAGUGAUUACCGCAACCAUCGAUCUCGACGAGAUCACUGCGUACCGCAUCGCGAUCGCCAGCCGUGGCGUUCAGGCAGCGUCGACGGCGCCCGUGCCGCGCAUCGAUGCUGCAGGCCGUAGCGUAUCGUUGCGGCAUGAGGAUAUCGCUGGACGGAUCGAUGGGAUGCCAACGGGAUGCGCAUUCAGUCCAGCAUUCAUUGGCGACGCUUCGCAACGAGCUGUUCCGGCUUCUGUUGACCCAUCGGAGAGGUCGUUCCGGCUUGUUCUCUCUGACGGUGAGCAGCUGCAGUACAUGCCGAGUCAACCAGUGCCGGUACGGUUGCUCUCUGCCGAGGAGGAGAUCGCGUAUGGACCGGCGUGUUGGCUUUGGGACUAUUUGCGGAGAAGUGGCGCGAGCGGUUUCUUUCUCCCGUUGAGUGGCGGUGCAGAUAGCUCAGCGACGGCAACGAUUGUGGCGUCCAUGUGUCGCCUGGUAGCAGUCGAGGCCCAACAGCGGAAUGAUCACGUCAUCAGGGAGGCGCGUCGCAUUCUCGGAUUAGGUACGGAUGCUGAAUUGACGGAGAACGCAGCAGAUGCGUACAUUCCUCGGGACGCUCAUGAGUUUGCGUCUCGAAUUCUCCAUACAGCUUACAUGCGGAGCGAGAACUCGAGCCGAGCCACACGGGAACGCGCAGCUCAACUGGCGAAAGAAAUUGGAGCAUAUCAUCUGGAUUUGCCGAUCGAUGCGGUCGUUGCUGCAGUGCUCAGCGUCUUUACGCUGGUUGCGGGUGAGAGACCGCGUUUUCGAGUCCAAGGCGGGAGCGCGGUAGAAAAUGCUGCACUCCAGAAUAUUCAGGCGCGGAUACGAAUGGUGCUAAGCUAUCUCUUUGCUCAGCUGCUGCCGUGGGCUCGCGGCCAUGGCCAGCGAACGCUGCUGGUGCUCGGAUCCGCCAACGUCGACGAGGCCCUGCGUGGAUAUCUCACCAAGUACGAUGCCAGUUCUGCGGAUAUCAAUCCUAUUGGAGGCAUCUCCAAGCACGACCUACGUCGUUUCCUCCUCUGGGCGGUGCACGAGCUGGGUUUCGAGACCCUCCAGCAGGUCGUGGAGGCGCCGCCAACCGCCGAACUCGAACCCAUCACUGGCGAAUAUGUCCAGACGGAUGAGGCCGAUAUGGGCAUGACCUAUGCGGAACUCACCGUAUACGGGCGUUUGCGGAAAAUUGGGCGCUGUGGACCCGUCUCCAUGUACGAAAGGCUAAGUCGUUUGUGGAAGGCGCAUUUAUCGCCGUCGCAAGUUGCGGAGAAGGUGAAGUUCUUCUUUCGAAUGUAUUCAGUGAAUCGCCAUAAGAUGACGGUGCUUACGCCAAGUGUACACUGUGAGAAUUACAGCCCCGAAGACAAUCGCUUUGACCUGCGGCCUUUUCUAUAUAAUAUUCGCUGGCCGUGGCAGUUUCGGCAGAUUGAUGCGUUGACGUCAAAGGUAGCAACAGCUGCCUCUGAGCGUGAUGCACUCCCUUCUGAGCGUGACUGUCAUGCGAAUCUCGCACAGAUUGCAGGCGCUUCACCAUGA
Molecule: messenger RNA, 2361 nt
Organism: Cyanidioschyzon merolae strain 10D
Lineage: Eukaryota; Rhodophyta; Bangiophyceae; Cyanidiales; Cyanidiaceae
Product: glutamine-dependent NAD synthetase
Exons: 1
Coding region: 1-2361 (786 amino acids)
Biological process (GO): NAD+ biosynthetic process
Cellular component (GO): cytoplasm
Molecular function (GO): glutaminase activity; NAD+ synthase (glutamine-hydrolyzing) activity; ATP binding
Source: RefSeq, a predicted model, not a curated record